AAGACUCAGUUGCAGGCCAAACUAACCUUCGACACUACAAAAGAUUUUUUCGAAAUGCUUUUUUCAAACAUAAAUCCCCAAGCAAAGGUUUCUAAAGGGACCGAUUUCACGCACAAGAAACACAAGAGCACAAGCGUACUCUUGGAUGAAUUACAUACUACAUCAGGAAAAGACGUAACCAAAACUAAAAAACGUCGGUCAAGGAGCAAUUCCGUCAAAUCCAAAUUGCAUGUGUUUGGUGUGCUUGACACCAUUACUUAA
Molecule: messenger RNA, 261 nt
Organism: Racocetra persica
Lineage: Eukaryota; Fungi; Glomeromycota; Glomeromycetes; Diversisporales; Gigasporaceae
Source: the annotation of a GenBank genome assembly